Molecule: messenger RNA, 2927 nt
Organism: Daucus carota subsp. sativus
Lineage: Eukaryota; Viridiplantae; Streptophyta; Magnoliopsida; Apiales; Apiaceae
Product: putative pentatricopeptide repeat-containing protein At3g49142
Exons: 2
Coding region: 1-2046 (681 amino acids)
Biological process (GO): RNA modification
Cellular component (GO): intracellular membrane-bounded organelle
Molecular function (GO): protein binding; RNA binding; zinc ion binding
Source: RefSeq, a predicted model, not a curated record
AUGUCUGCCAUCACAAGUUCUAUACGUAUUUCCCGCCAUUUCUUAACUACCCAGCAAAUACAAACCCUAGUUACAAAAGUUCACAGUUCUAAACUCCCCCAACAAAACAAUGCUUUUCUUACGGAAACUGUGUGUAAGGAAACCUUAGAUAAAUUGACAGAUGUUAAAACUUUGCAGAAACUGCAUUCAAAGAUCAUUUUAAACCAAACCCUUAGCUCAGAAUCAUCGAUUGCAAUCAAAUUGAUGAGAUCGUAUGCUGCUUUUGGGCAGCCAAGAAUUACCCGCUAUGUGUUCGACAAAAGUCCUGAUAAAAAUGUAGUUUUUUUUAAUGUUAUGAUUAGAAGUUACAUGAAUAAUCACUUUUAUAAUGAUGCCCUUGUUGUGUUUAAGAGUAUGGCUGAUUAUGAUGUUGUUCCUGAUCAUUAUACUUACCCUUGUGUUCUGAAAGCUUGUUCGGGAUCGGGUAAUUUAUGGGUUGGUUUGCAAGUUCAUGGUCCGGUUGUUAAAGUCGGGCUUGAUUUGAAUCUAUUUGUUGGGAAUGGAUUGAUUGCUAUGUAUGGGAAAUGUGGUUGUUUGGUGGAUGCGUAUAAAGUGCUUAAUAGUAUGCCUGUGAGAGAUGUGGUUUCGUGGAACUCGAUGGUUGUUGGGUAUGCACAAAAUGGACGCUUUGAUGAUGCGUUGGAGGUUUGUAGGGAUAUGCAAAUUUCUGGGGUGAAGCCUGAUUCUGGUACUAUGGCCAGUCUUUUGCCUGCUGUAACUAAUACAUCGAUUGAGAAUGUUAUGGUGGUGAAUGAUAUGUUUGUCAACCAUAAAGAGAGUUUAGUUUCAUGGAAUGUUAUGAUUGCGGUGUAUGUGAAUAAUUCUAUGCCUACGAAGGCAAUUGAUAUUUACUUGCAGAUGGAAUUUAGUAAAAUGGAACCAGAUGCAAUUACUUUAGCUAGCGUUCUUCCUGCUUGUGGGGAUCUUGCUGCUAUAUUGAUAGGAAGACGGAUCCAUGAAUAUGUGGAACAGAAGGGGCUUCGACCAAAUUUAUUGUUAGAGAAUGCCUUAAUUGAUAUGUAUGCAAAGUGUGGUACUAUAGAGGAGGCGAGGAAAGUGUUUGACAGGAUGCAAUUUCGGGAUGUUGUGUCAUGGACUUCAAUGAUCUCUGCUUAUGGUAUGAGUGGACAAGGUUGUGAGGCUGUUGGGAUAUUUGACAAGAUGAGGGACUCUGGUCUCGCGCCAGAUUCAAUAGCUUUUGUUUCAGUUCUUUCAGCUUGCAGCCAUGCAGGAUUAUUAGUCAAAGGGGAAGAGUAUUUUAAAUUAAUGACUAGAGAGUACAAAAUUCUUCCAAGGUUAGAGCACUUUGCUUGCAUGGUUGAUUUACUAGGGCGAGCAGGACGACUAAAUGAGGCUUAUAGCGUCAUUAAGCAGAUGCCAAUGAAGCCUAAUGAAAGGAUUUGGGGGGCUUUGUUGAGUGCUUGUCGGGUCUACUCUAACAUGGAUAUUGGACUUGUAGCUGCUGAUAAUCUUUUCCAGAUGGUACCUGAGCAAGCAGCUUACUAUGUCCUUUUAUCAAAUAUUUAUGCAAAGGCUGGUAGAUGGAAAGACGUAACUGUAGUUAGGUCAAUCAUGAAGAGCAAAGGCAUCAAGAAAUUGCCUGGUGUCAGCAACGUUGAGCUACAUGAUCAUGUCCACUCCUUUCUUGCUGGUGAUCAGUCCCAUCCACAGUCGAAGGAAAUUUAUGAAGAGUUAGACGUCUUAGUAUGGAAAAUGAAAGAGGCAGGUUAUGUCCCCGAGACAGAGUCUGCACUUCAUGAUGUGGAAGAGGAAGAUAAAGAAAACCACCUAGCUGUUCACAGUGAGAAAUUGGCAAUUGCCUUUGUGAUUUUAAAUACAAAACCUGGGACGCCAAUUAGGAUUACUAAGAAUCUACGUGUUUGUGGGGACUGCCAUAUAGCUGCCAAGCUUAUCUCGAAGAUUACUAAUCGUGAUAUUAUUGUAAGGGAUACGAAUAGAUUUCAUCAUUUCCACAAUGGAGUGUGCUCUUGUGGGGACUAUUGGUGAAGCUAUAGUGAGGGAGUUAAAUGGUAUGGAGAAUUACCUCUCAUUUUCAAAUUGCAAUGUAGAACUAUCAAUAUACUGUUAAGUCUUCUAUCAAUUAUGCCUAUGAUUUCAAUUACUGAGAUCACUGUGUCAUAUGUGAUUGUUGAGACCUUAGUUCUAAUGUCAUUGCUCCUCUUUUUACCACAACAAUAUCAUUGUGUAUGCUGUUUGAUGGAUCUAGCUUGCCUGAUUCUCUGUUCCAUUAAGUUAUACUCUGGUUUAGUCACUGUAUGAUAUCGGGCCAAGGUCUCUAGUCUCCAAAGCAUGGUACUCACUGCAAUUUGAAUAAAGCGGGCUAAAGUCUUGGAAAACAUAUUCUGUUGGUAGCCUUUGGGUGCAAGCAAACACAUCCAGAAUGAACUUCAACAAGGACAUAGAUUCUUUUGUUUUGCAUUAGAAGUCACACAAAGCUUCAAUCUAACCAUUGCUUUGACAACAUCUAGCAACAAGAUCUGCUUGGCAACCGUUAUUCAUGUUGUGUAGUUUACAUGGCGCCUUCUUGGAGAUCCAAUGAAGGCAUCAGUGUGUUAACUGUUGUUGCAUCCUGUUAUAGAGGUGGCUACCAUGUCGAAGAUGCAUUUGCAAAUAUCAUAAAAGUUUUUAAGGCACCCAAAAAUGCAGUGAAGUUUCAAGCAGAAGUACGCAGAAAGAACACAAUGUGCACAUUACCUGUCUAGAGGUUAGCAAUACCAGUACUGAGAAGCACUUGUUUAGAGGUUAGCAUAGGUGAAAAGGUUCCUCCUUGUGGAGAGGUUGGUUAGAAAAGUAAUCCGUGGGACAAUUUUCAGGGACAUAUGAUGGUUGUCCAUUUUUCCUUAUAAAAGCUCCAUUUUUUUUGGGUA